CCCUAUUUAUAGGUGUAUAUGGGAGAGGGAAAUCUUUCCAGCAAUCCUUCCGAGCAAGCUUCCAUUCCCAUUGCUAUGAACUUUCCCAGCUAUCUCGAAGAAAUCUUUUCAGAUAUUCAUUUGUCUAAUAGUUCCUUCCUAAAAGGUUUGAGAUGCCUCUUGGAAGAAGAUGGUGGAAUAUCCCUACAGAAGCAAGUCGUGAAAGUGAGGAGAGAAACGAUUGCGGCACACAUGACUUGCCCUCUUUGCAGUAAGCUCUUAAGAGAUGCCACUACCAUUUCCGAAUGCCUUCAUACGUUUUGCAGGAGAUGCAUUUAUAAGAAGCUCUCAGAUGAGGAGACAGAAUGUUGCCCAAUAUGUAACAUUGAUUUAGGCUGUGUCCCACUUGAAAAACUGAGGGCAGAUCACAAUUUGCAAGAUGUAAGGGCUAAGAUUUUUCCAUAUAAGCGACGGAAGGUGAUAGUGCCUGAAGUUUUACCUUCAGUAAUGUUGCCUGCGAAGAGAAAAGAGCGAUCACUUUCUUCCGGUUUUGAUCACUUUCUUCAUAUAAGCAUAUUUUUAAUUUUACUGUUUGCUUGAUUUUUAUUUUUCAUGAUCAGCCUGUUUAUUUUUUUGUUGGUUACUUUUAUUGGUGCAAGACUUUUGCAUUAGGAUUGGGUGAUGGGAGGUCGGAUUUAACCACCGUUGGCUCAUUUAUGCCCAUUAUAGGAUCAACGAGUUAUAUUGCUUUUUUGGAGGUGAUUGACUCUAAGUUUGGUCCGAGGGCUGACGGUUGCCUGUGGUCCUUUUGUCGUUUUACCCCUUUUUUGAAUGUUGUAAUAGCAAUUUAAGCCAUCCGUUUUAACGAUAAAAAUAACUAGACUAUUCUUCUCACAGAUAAAUAUAGAGUACUUUUAGACAUCUUACAAUCCUUCUCUAUCAAUAAAAUUAAAUAUCCACUCUCUUAAUAUGCAAAUUAGUGUAUUUGUUCUGUCAAUCAAGUGUUUGUUGACAAUUUAGGAACCAUCAAUAUAUUCACCCUACAUAUAUUUUGUACAUAAAAUAAAUAAACUCUAUCUUUUUUUAUAAAUAAUGUAUUCGCGGAAAUAUUUUAUGAAUAAUAAGAAUUUAAAAAACUGCAUAUUUUGAUGUAAAGUAUUUAAAUCUCACAAAAAUAUUGAUUUACCUCUUUUUUAUUGUAUUUGGAAUUUACAAAAAAAUAAAAAAUAAAAACUAUUGCACGGAGUUAUUGAAGUAAUUGAAUAAAUUAUUUGGUAAAUUUUUCAAUAACUUUUUUUUUACUUGGACUGAAAUUUGUUGGUUUGGUCUGAACUGGUUUGGUAAAUGUCUGGUCUUUGCGUAUUUUAUAACUAUGGAAGUCUAGUUUGGUUUGAUCUGUUUAAGUGUGGUCUAGUCUGGUCUGGAAGUGAAAACAGUCCAAGUAAAAAUAUCUUAUAAAUGAUACUGAUGCAAGUGUUUUAAAACUUUUCUCAUGCACUGUUUGUGCCUUUGCCUUUGGAUUUUGCUUUUGCUGUCUGCUUUGGAACCAUGAAUAUGGGGUGAGGUUUUAGCCCAUUUUAGCCUCUCCCGAUAUAAGUGUUAUACAGAAAAUGAGGGAUGGAUCCAAAUGUGAGUUUUUGAGCUAUUUAAUAUCGGGUUGCAAAUGGCUUUAUGGCGAAUGUACUACUUGAUGUGAUUUUUCUGCUGAUGGCUUUGCUGACCCGAGGUAGUAGAAACCAAGAGGGAGAGACUGAAAAGUGCUAAGUAUGGAAUGAGUAGGAAAUUUGGCAGAGUAGCAUUAAACUUGUGUGUAAGAAUGACGAUCUCUUUCUACAAGUUGGAAGAUGAUAUUUAUAGUGUAAUACUUGGGCAAUAUAGUAAAAUAUAUUUGAUCUAAUAAUACGAUGACACGUGUAACGGUUGAUUGGUAAGAGAACCGGUAUAGUUGACUGAUUGGUACUGUAGAUAACUGAAUUGAUUCCCUUUUGUACUGGAUUGCGUAAGGAAGCCACAUGUGUAAGCCUAGAACCUUAUGCGCAUAACCGCCUGGGUGACGUCAGCACUGACCAGUUGUCACGCUGGUGGCGCAGUCAUAAUUUGUUAUGCAGAACUUGAGCCAUGGGCUUUGCGGAGUGGAGCUCGGGGGUAGUGUAUUAGUUUAGGAGGGUGACCUCAGCUUGCCAAUAAUGUUUCCUUUGACUCUUUGACUCGGUGAAGCGUUAGUUGACCUUAAGCUUGAUUCUGAUGGUGAGCUUUGUUGUUUGACCUUGGUUGGCGGUGAGCUCAGCUUGAGAUACAGUUUUGGACUUAUCUUGAUGAUCUGAAGUCUGAACCGACUUUGAGAACUGACCUCGGCAGGCUCGGCCUCAGCGGGAAAUGACUUAGUGAUUUCUGGGGAUCAUUUAUUCGCGAAUGUUGAUACCUCUGGGGUAGAUGGGAAUAAACUCCAUCAUGAGUCUCCACUAUGUGAAGCGAAAGUAGGGAUUCCCAUGAGUCCUGUUUUUAUACUCUAUGGGUAUAUGAGAAUAUACUCCAUCAUGACCUUUCUAGCGCCAUAUUGGCGUGAAUGUUUGUACAUCCAGGCUCGGAGUCAGGUUGGGAGUCGGAUUCUGGCUUUAAUUUUGAGUUUUGGGCUCGGUUUGAGUCCCAAUAGCUCGUUUUUAAGGUUUUCGCCUCUCUUUGCUUUACAUGUAACUGUUUAGCGAUGUUGUCUGAUUCCGGUUCUGCGGAUGUCCUCGCAAGACGUGACAAUGGCCAGGUGGAGAGGGACGUUGGUGUGCAAGAUGGUGCCGCCUCCGUUGCGGAUGUCCAGCCUUUGCGGGCGAUUCUGGGUCCCUCACAUAGGAAACACAAAUCCUUUAGCAAGGAGUUUGGGGAGAUUGACACAGAUGGAUUGGUGGUCCCCACGUGCGACCUUAACGAUAAGGAAUGGCUUCAUGCACGACGCCUGGUCGGUCCAACAGUUGCACCAUUCUGAGGCCAGUUCCGAAUAACACUGUGGCGGACUGCCCUAGUUCGUUCUUCACUGUCUACUAUAUGGCUUUGGAGAAUGGAUUUCGUUUCCCCCUCCAGCUCUUCGUGGUGGAGUAUUUGGACUCUGUCGGGCUCCUACUCUGUCAGCUCACCCCCAACAGCUUUUAUUUUUUAACACUGCCUUCCUCCUACGUUGCAAGAGGACUGGGGUGACGCCUUCCGUUGAGUUCUUCCGGUACAUGUUCAACAUUGGGUGCAGUCCCACACCGUUAUGUCGCAGGCACCCAAUAUGAGUGGGUUCAGCAAGCUGCCGUCGUCGUACCAUGACUGGAAGACGAAGUUUGUCUUUAUCUGUACUGACGAGGUGAACGAGUCCCCCUUUAGUGCUCCAGGGGGUUCCAAGUUCCGUCGCCAUUGUGUGGCGAAAUUGGAUUAUUUCGGAGGUACCUGUGAGCUGUGAGUAGUAUCUGCUGCCUGGUGUGUACGAGAUUGCCAACUACCUCGCUGAAGAGGCUUUGGAGGAUGAAUUGGACUUCAUCCGGUAUAAGAAGGGGCAUCAAUUCUCUGAUGGGGAGGCUAGUUCUGAGGAUGAGGAUCUUAAAGAGGCCAUUUCUGCUUCCUUGGCCAAUGUGGGUGGGGUCCAUGUUGAUGAGCAUAGGGUAGCUGUUGGUGAUGGGGGGGCCUCUGGUGCCCAUGCCUCAGAGGAUUUGAAGGCGGAUGCUUAUAUGUCCCCCUCAAGGCAUGAGUCUGCCAGUGAGAAGGAUGAGGUUUUUCAUAGGAGGGAAAGGGCGAGGGUGUCGCCUGUUAGGGGAGAGAAUGAGUGCUUCUCUGCCAACCUUAAGCCCCCAGGGGGGUAUGGGUUCUUUCAAGGAGAUGCUCUCCAAGCUUGAAGGCGGAUGCUUAUAUGUCCCCCUCAAGGCAUGAGUCUGCCAGUGAGAAGGAUGAGGUUUUUCAUAGGAGGGAAAGGGCGAGGGUGUCGCCUGUUAGGGGAGAGAAUGAGUGCUUCUCUGCCAACCUUAAGCCCCCAGGGGGGUAUGGGUUCUUUCAAGGAGAUGCUCUCCAAGCUUGACAAGGAGGUGAGGGGGUCUCUGCCUGCUCAGGAGGUUAAGGCUCCACCUUCCCAUUCUUCUUCUUCCUCCUCUGAACCCUCCAAGGAUGAUGGAGGGGUUCCUGAUGUUGGUGUCAAUCUGGAUGCUGAGGUUGCUGCUGAUGUUGCCCCUGAAGUACUACCGACUAUGGUCCUUUAUGAGGACCCUCUGGCCUCCUUCCCUGCUGAAAUGGGUGCUGCCGUUCCUUCUCCUCAGCAUGAGGCUGUUGCCGUGCAGUCUGAAGAGGAGGAAGAUGAUGAGAACUUGGCUGUCCCUGUGGAUGCUGAUGGUGCUCAGGGUCAGGCUGAUGUUGCUCCCCCUCCAAAUACUGAGGGUGCCCCAGAGGGACAAGCCGCUGUUGAUGCUAAUGCCCCUGUUCCAGAAGGAGAUGAUGGGGGGCCUGUAGGUGAGGAAUCUGGCACCCAACACUUUCGUUUUAGUCUUCCUAGGGGUUGCAGCUUUAUGAAGGAGAGCGUUGUAUCUAUGAAGUUCAUGGAUGCUAUCUCCCUGGCCACUGACAGAAAGAUCUUGAAGAAGAUGAGCAACAGGGACCUGGCGGAGGAGUGUGUCAGUGCUGCUCUCAGGACUGCAUUCUGCAGUGAUGAGCUUGGCACUAGGGCCAUAGACUUCGAGAGGAAGUAUAAUGCCCUCUCUGGUCAGUUCAAGGCGUACGACCAAGAUAUUGCCAAGGCCUUUCAAGAGAGAGAGGCUGCUCAGAAGAAGUGUGAGGGUCUCCAGGCUCAGAUGGAUGAGCUGAAGUCCUAUCUGGACAGGGCCUUGAAGACUGCUCAGGGUAGCCUUGAACUCCAGCUUGAGGCUGAGAAGAGGGAGCUGGAAGCCCUGAAUUGCAUCCAGGAACUUCAUUCAUCAAAUGAGGCCCUGAAGGAUGAUUGUGCUCUUCUGAGGAAGACCCUGGAAGUUGUCAGGACAGAGAGGGGGGCCCUUGCGGAUAAACUUGCCUUUGUUGAGAUGAAGCUUGUCAAUGUGAGGAAUGAUCUCUCAACUGCUCAUGAUAAGGUUGAUGCUGCUGCCAAGUAUUUGGAAGAAGCGCAACAACGUGCGAGGGAUAUGACUGCUGGUUGACACUGAUGGUCGAGGGGGCUCCAGGAGAUGAAUUGGUGGAGCAACAACUAUAGAAGCAGAAGAGAAAGAGAAAAGAAUAGAUCGCCCUGUUCCCUAUGAUUUUGAUUUAUUGGCCUGUGUGCAUGAUCUGUGCUGUUGAGCCAUGUACCAAACACUGAAACACAUCACACUUGAAAAUUUCGAAAUGCAUGUGAUGUUGAUAUAUGUGAUUUCCUUUGUUG
Cuscuta epithymum is the source of this 5344-nucleotide messenger RNA. The record is from the annotation of a GenBank genome assembly. NCBI's taxonomy places the organism in Eukaryota, Viridiplantae, Streptophyta, Magnoliopsida, Solanales, Convolvulaceae.